CCACCUUACCACCACCUUCUCUUCCGUCGUCACCGAGUACCACUACCCUUCAAUUUCGAGGACUUUCGAGUUUUCAGAGGGCUGUAUACCCCUUAUAUCCCGACGAUCAGCCCAGUAUACUCUCGAUGGACGAAAUCAUCCCCGGACUAUGGGUUGGCGAUCUUGCCAGCGCGCUCGACACGGAGAAGCUGCGGGAGAAGGGCAUCGGUAGCGUCGUUAGUGCUAUGCGCGGGCGCGUAUCCAUCCAUCCUACGUUCAUCCGCCACCAAAUCAACCUCGACGACGAAGAGGACGCAGACGUGCUCUCGCACCUCGUACCCGCGGUGUCUUUCAUCCAGGCGGAGCUCGACAAGGGUCGGGGCGUGCUGAUCCAUUGCCAGGCUGGGAUGAGCCGUAGCGCUACGAUCGCCGCGGCGUACUUGAUGUAUGCGCGGAACAUGGACCCCGCCUCCGCGCUCGAGCAUAUCAGAAAAGUACGACCACAAACAAUGCCAAACGAAGGCUUCCUCCGUCAGCUCGAUGUAUUCUACAAAGCUUCCUUCAAAGUCUCGCGGCACGAUAAAAACGUUCGCAUGUUCUACCUUGAACGCGCCGUCGCAGAAAUGAUGAACGGCUACGGCGAAAUCGAAACAGACAUGUUCGCAAAGUAUCCCCCAACCCCCUCCGACAGCGUCCCACCCACACCAGGAGGUCUACACCGCCGCAUCCGCUGCAAGCUCUGCCGCACUGAGCUCGCGCGGCGCGAGCACAUGAUGGACCACGGCCAGCUCGGGCCCGCCACGCCCGCCGUGUCGAUGGGGCUCUCCCCCGCGACCUCCCGCCGCCCGAGCAUGGACCCGCAGCAAAGUAACCUCCCGCGCAGGGGGAGCAACACCGCGAGCGAGCGCAGGCCGUCGGGGUUGGCUGUCCCAAGGCGCCCGUCGGGCCUCGCGAACGACGUGAGCCGCGCAUUUCGCGCAGGGUUCGGCAUGACCGCCGCCACCGCCCCCUCCUCCGAAUCGACCAACGACGUCGCGGGCGCGGAGGGGAUGACGAGGAGCCUAAGCGACUCGCUGAGCAUGACGUCGCUGAGCAUGAGCAGCACCGAGAAGGACGACGCGCCGGCACCGCCUAUACCGUUAUCGAGGCGCGGGAGCUCGUCGGCGGGGCGACCCGCGCUGCCGUUCAUCGAGGAGAAUAAGCCGCUCCCGCCCGCCUCGACGGAUGCGAAGGAACCGGCGGCGAGUGGUGAGGGGACCGGGCAGCGCCCCCCGCCGCUGUCGCAUGGCUCGGACCUCGCCGCGCAGCUGUUUGCGAACCCUAAGCUCGCAGCGCUGCGUUCGGGGAUGGGUAUGACGCCGGUCUCGGGACAAGGGUCGAGCAAGCCUGCUGCGCCCGUCCCUGCGCCGAUUUUGAUCAACCCGAAAUGUUCGGGGUAUUUCUUGGAGCCGAUGAAGUGGAUGGAGCCGUUCCUGGAGCAAGGCCAGUUGGCGGGGAAGAUUGUUUGUCCGAACAAGAAGUGCGGAGCGAAGCUGGGGAACUAUGAUUGGGCAGGGGUGUGCUGCAGCUGUAAAGAGUGGGUUACACCCGGUUUUUGCAUCCACAGGUCGAAAGUCGACGAGGUCGUAUGAUCGAAUCCAAGCGCAAUGUUUUCUCUAUCGUAUGUAUUGUUUCGUCGCAUGGGCGCGCAAAUCAAACUUGUACCGAUACGCACAACGCCAUAUAUCAUUCCUCAUAUUCCUGCAAGACCCGGAUCCAUCACCAUGUG
Molecule: messenger RNA, 1747 nt
Organism: Gloeophyllum trabeum ATCC 11539
Lineage: Eukaryota; Fungi; Basidiomycota; Agaricomycetes; Gloeophyllales; Gloeophyllaceae
Exons: 8
Coding region: 126-1610 (494 amino acids)
Biological process (GO): protein dephosphorylation
Cellular component (GO): nucleus
Molecular function (GO): protein tyrosine/serine/threonine phosphatase activity
Source: RefSeq, a predicted model, not a curated record